UUGUUUUCUGUUUCUGUGAAGAAUAUGUUUUUAAAAAUAUAUAUAUAUAUUUUAUUUUAUUUUAAGUCACUGUAUAAACAUAUCCUAUCAUAAAGUCGACCAAAAAUAAAUAAAUAUAGCACACACGACCUACUUUUGUCACAAUAGAGUAUGGUAUAUAGCUUUUUUUUUUUUUUUUUUUGAUGCACAACUCAUGAAACUAAAAUGAUAAAAGCAUUGCAAUUAUUAGCUAUUGCAACUAAUACGUUUUACACAUUUAUAACAUUUAUCAAAAGACGUAUUUGUCAUAACAUCUUAGAGAAUUAUUCUUGUCAGAAAGCAAGUUAGUAAACCAACUGAUGUGCUUAUAAGUAUGAAGUUAGCUUGGCUUAAUUUAAGUUUACUUCUAAAUUGCAACUUCUAUUCCAGUACAGCAGGUGGCGAUGUAGACUUCCACUCCGGAUACGCUGCUCUUCAAGAACAAGCCGUUCAAAUGCGCAGUUGACUCGACGGGAAGUUAUUCUAGUUUUUAGUUUACAACAUUGUAGGUUCUUGCGAAUGUGUCUUUUACAAUUACAGCAUGCUACCAAAAGACAAUUAAGUAACUUUUCGUUAAUACCAAAUUCUUAAAUAUUAGUAUCUGUUUAUUCUAUAUUCAUCCAACCAAAAAGCACAGGGGAAAAUAAAUCAUUAUUUUGCCUGUUGUCGGAAUAACUUCCGAGCUUCCGUUACAGUCAGUUAACGUUACUGGGUUACGGGUUUUAAUUUGGCUCCGUCCAUAAGGAUGAACCAAACCAGCCAAAGUAAAGCGGGUGAAAGUGAAAGUAUACAGAAGAUGGAGAAUCAUCACAAUCAGCCUGAGAGCAGCAGCUCUGGAGCGGAUCUUCUUUCCAGGAUGGCUCUCAAUGAUAACAAAGCUGGCAUGGAGGGGCUGGACAGAGACAGGAUCAACAAGAUCAUUCUGGAAACCUCCAAGGGAUCAAAAUUUUAUGAGAAUGAACUGAAGAAGGAGCAGCAGGUGAAUCAGCGCAUUGAAAAGAUGAUGGCAAAAGCAAGAAUCACGAAAGAACAGCUGAAGCAAGCGCAGUCAGAGGUGAACACGCUGACGUGUGAACUGGAGAAGAGUCGAGAGCUGGGCCGCGUGAUAGUUCAUGUAGACAUGGAUGCGUUCUAUGCUGCUGUAGAAAUGAGAGACUGUCCGGAGCUGAAGGACAAACCGAUGGCAGUGGGAUCCAUGAGCAUGCUGUCAACCUCCAAUUACCAUGCUAGGAGGUUUGGUGUCCGUGCUGCCAUGCCAGGGUUCAUUGCUAAGAAGCUCUGUCCGAAUCUUGUCAUUGUGCCCACUAACUUUGACAAAUACCGAGCAGUGAGUGCCCAGGUAAGGGAAAUAUUUUCCGAAUAUGACCCUCAUUUCAUGCCUAUGAGUCUGGACGAGGCUUAUCUGGACAUCACUGAGCACCUGGAGCAGCGGCAGCACUGGCCAGAGACCAAGCGAACAUAUUACAUCUGUGAUGCUAAAACAGGGAAUGAUGCAGACAGGUCUGUGGCUGAAUCUGAGAGAGAUGGGCUGUCUCCUGUGCUGUUCGAGGACAGUCCCAGUUCCUCGCCCUCUCUCUCAGGGGCAGAAAGAAGAGCGGAGGUGUUUGGGACGAGUACAGAGGAAGCUGUGAGGGAGAUGCGCUUCCGUAUUCAGCAGAAAACAUCUCUUACUGCCAGUGCAGGCAUUGCCCCAAACAUGAUGCUUGCAAAAGUAUGCAGUGAUAAGAACAAACCUAACGGCCAGUACAGAAUUCCUCCUGAGAGACAAGUUGUGAUGGAGUUUGUGAAGGAUCUUCCUGUCAGAAAGGUGUCUGGUGUUGGAAAGGUUACUGAGAAGAUGCUGGCUGCUUUGGGUAUUGUCAACUGUGACCAACUGGGCCAGCAGAUGGCGUUACUAUCCCUGCUUUUUUCGGGAACGUCUUGGCAUAAUUUCCUUCACAUAUCUUUGGGUUUGGGCUCCACAUGUAUCGGGAGGGACUCUGAAAGAAAAAGCAUGAGCACUGAGAGGACAUUUGGGGAGAUGAGUGAUUCAGAGGAGCAGUAUUCCUUGUGCAGAGAUCUCUGUCAUGAUUUAGCACAGGACCUUCAACGGGAAGGCCUUAAGGGCAAAACUGUUACUUUGAAGCUGAAGAAUGUCAAAUUUGAAGUGAAGACCAAAGCCUUCACACUACAGUACGCUGUCUGCACUGAGGAGGAGAUCUUUGCUGCUGCUAAGGAACUUCUCAGAGUUGAGAUUGACAGCGUCAGCCCUCAGCCACUAAAACUGAGACUCAUGGGCGUUCGAGUGUCUGGCUUUAUCAGCGCUGAAGAUAAAAAGCCUCUUCAGAGGAGUAUAAUGGGAUUCCUGCAGAAAGGUGGAUCUGAUUCAGGCAGUUUCACUCAGUGUGCUGGAUCUGUGCUCAAAGCAGAAGAAGACAGUGAUGGUGCCAGUUUCCUAAAGCCGCAGUCCACCGAGAUGAAAGCACCUUCUGUGUCUGAGCAAAAACACAAAUCUAUAGCACCUCAGCAGCAAUCGUUUUUUCAAAGAGCGCAGUUGAAAAGACUUCAGCAGCAGCAGGUACAAAUGUCCGUCAGCGCUGGUACAGACACAACAAACAAUAGUGCUAACGCAGCUGCUGCUACACAGACAGAUCUACCAACAACAAACACCCUGUCAGACACAACAUCAGCAAAAAGUUUGUCAAAUACAAACUCAGGGACAGACUCAACAAGCUUCAUAAACAGACCUGCAGUAUUCAAGCCAUCGUUUAAAAUCUCAACCCAGGCGCUGCAGUUUCUCACCUGUCCUGUGUGCAACACGGAGAUGAAGGAUGUAAACCUUACAGCCUUCAACCACCAUAUUGAUGAAUGUCUGGGCAGUGCAGUGGGUAAUGAACACACACAUUUAGAUGCGCCUAUGGAACAGGAAGAGUUUGAUAGCAAACCACCUCCAUCAAGUUCAGAAAGCAAGACUCAAAAAUCCUCAAGCCGCAAUCCAUCCCGUAGAGAAGAGAAGCCGUCCACGAGCAACUCUAUGCCAAUCACGGAAACUGAUGACGACAGUGAUUUCAAGACUCCAUUUUUUAGUCACAGGACAAAAAUAAAUGGAAAGAGUUGUGUUAUUUCUAAAAAGAAGAUGCCUGUUUCUGAAGCAUCACCCGCAACACACAGUCUUGAGGUUGCCACAGAGAUGUCAUCUGACUCGAAAGGCUCGUCUUUGACGUGUCCCGUGUGCAGUCAGCCGCAAAGCACCGACGACCUCGCUCUCUUCAACCGGCAUGUGGAUAUGUGUCUCAACCAGGAAGUUCUGCUGGAGUUUAGAGAAUCUCAUCCUCCUGUGGGCCAUUCAGAUGAAGCAGCACUCAGGAUACAAGGCCAACUGAAGGACCAGGGAAGAGUUUCUAAAGUGAGAGAAAAAAGCAAAAGGCAGGGAUCAUCUCCUCUUCCUCCCUCCAAGAAAAUCAAAGUGUUGAGCACAAAACACACAAUCGACAAGUUCUUCAAAAGUAAUUCCAGACAGAAAGUCUAAUUCUUUUACAAAUCCAGAGAGAUAAACAUGUUGUUUUAUUUAAGAAGAGACUUCAUAAUCCAUUUUGCUUUGGGUUCACUUCAGGGAAUAUGUUGAUGGAACAAGGAAGAAAUAUGGUGUAGAACAUCAGGUGUUUAAUAAGAUGAUUUUUGAUAAGCUAUGUUUCAGAUGAUACUUUGACACAAAGCUGAAAAACUGCUUAGGUAUAUAUUUUUUGGUUUUAUUGAAAUGUGUAUUUGUAUGGUGGAAAAAUGCUUCACAUUGUGCUUCAAAUUAAUGCUAAUGUUUAUGUAGAUCAUUGAUGUUACAUGUUUGUACAUGUACAUAUAUAUGUGAAGGAAAGGCUAAAAUAUGUUUAAAUAAUAUUAUUAUAUGCAUCAAUAGAAAUAAGCAUUUAAUUUUGUAUGGUUAUCGUAAAGCACUUUAUAAACCAUGACUUAAGCUUACCAUCUAAAUUAUACAGAUAUACCAAAUUAAUGUAAGUAUUAUAAUUGAUCAAUUUUACAUGUACAGUAUUUAUCUAAUUUGCACAAAAAAAUUAAAUAAAAUGAACAAAACAUUG
Messenger RNA from Puntigrus tetrazona (Sumatra barb), 4088 nucleotides. RefSeq names its product polymerase (DNA directed) kappa (gene polk). Gene Ontology annotation, molecular function: DNA-directed DNA polymerase activity; damaged DNA binding. NCBI's taxonomy places the organism in Eukaryota, Metazoa, Chordata, Actinopteri, Cypriniformes, Cyprinidae. Gene Ontology annotation, biological process: error-prone translesion synthesis. The record is from RefSeq and is a predicted model, not a curated record. Gene Ontology annotation, cellular component: nucleus.